CAAACUAUACUCUGUUUUUGGCUAAAUACAAAGAGAGAGAGAGAGAGAGAGAGAGAGAGAGAGAAUGAGGCCUCGGAUCGUGCUAUUCGGAGAUUCGAUAACAGAACAGUCGUUUAGAUCAGGUGGAUGGGGUGCUGCUCUUGCUGACACAUACACUCGCAAAGCUGAUAUAGUAAAUCGUGGUUAUGGUGGAUACAAUACCAGAUGGGCUUUGUUCUUGCUGCAUCAUCUUUUCCCUCUAGACUCUACAAAACCUCCUGCUGCUGCAACAGUUUUCUUUGGGGCUAAUGAUGCAGCUAUCCUGGGGAGAACCAGUGAACGACAAUAUGUUCCUCUUGAAGAGUACAAGGAGAAUCUUAGAAAAAUUGUUUUUCAUUUGAAGGAAUGCUGCCCUACCAUGCUAGUUGUGCUUAUUCCUCCACCACCAGUUGAUGAGGCUGGCCGAAAAGAAUAUGCACAAUCUGUAUAUGGAGAGAAAGCAGUCGAACUACCAGAAAGGACAAAUGAAGUGACAAGACUUUAUGCAGAGCAGUGCAUUGAACUGGCUAAGGAAAUGGGUCUUCGCUCUGUUGAUCUUUGGUCAAAAAUGCAGGAAACAGAGGGGUGGCAGAGGAAAUUCCUAAGUGAUGGGUUGCAUCUGACAUCAGAGGGCAAUGCAGUGGUACACCAAGAAGUUGUAAGAGUGUUUAACGAAGCAUGGCUUUCAGCAGCAGAAAUGCCAUAUGAUUUCCCCCACCACUCAGAAAUUGAUGGGAAGAACCCCGAGAAAGCUUUCCAGCAUCAAUGCUUAUGAUUGUAUAAUUUAUGACAACUUUAUGUGUAUAAUUUCAUUUUAAUCUUUGGUCAUAAUAUUGGUUUUUUUGCUUUAUUGAAAAAGAAAAGAAAGAGAAAAGGGGGGGGGGGGGGGUUUGGAAUGUGUUUCUUGAUUUGACUCCCCAGAAAACAAAUACUAGUAAAUAAGAAAUUCCAUAACCUUCUGCUAAAUAGCCAUCAUGUAUGGAUGGCUGACUCUGUAUUUGACCUUGUUCAUUUGGCUCAGUGACCAAGUUUCUUUGGAAAUUGAAACUUAUGGCUCUCUUAUGUAAA
Messenger RNA from Quercus robur (English oak), 1086 nucleotides. RefSeq names its product GDSL esterase/lipase At5g62930. The record is from RefSeq and is a predicted model, not a curated record. The coding region runs from base 65 to 793 and encodes 242 amino acids. Lineage: Eukaryota; Viridiplantae; Streptophyta; Magnoliopsida; Fagales; Fagaceae. Gene Ontology annotation, molecular function: hydrolase activity, acting on ester bonds. The transcript has 6 exons.